This is a messenger RNA of Fusarium redolens, 1253 nucleotides long. RefSeq lists its product as uncharacterized. The record is from RefSeq and is a predicted model, not a curated record. The transcript has 2 exons. NCBI's taxonomy places the organism in Eukaryota, Fungi, Ascomycota, Sordariomycetes, Hypocreales, Nectriaceae. The coding region runs from base 246 to 1007 and encodes 253 amino acids.
CUUUAAUUGUUUUCUCUCCUCGGCACGCCUCAAGUUCGAGGUCAAUAUUUCAUCCAUUGUUCAUUUAAUCUCUUUCUUUCGUUCUUUUCCCAGUCGUCUUAAUAGUAUAUAUUCUUUUCUUCUCUCCCGAAAUUCCAUACGGCAUUGAAGUGCGAUUUGUUUACGUGCCUCACCCACGCGACAGCAACACGGAUUCGGGUUGAUAUUGGGCAGCAUGACAGUUAAUUGAAGCGCGAAAUCCCAGAAUGUGUGCAAGCCCAGCGCCAUCAGUGCCGCGAUCGCGCGUCAAACCAUUACGAACAUACGGCAAACGAAGCAUUCGAGACGACUCACCGAAGGAACCGAAUACAAAGAAGCGACGGGUAUCAUCAGAAGUGACAGAUUCUGAAUCGCCAGCAUCCAAAGGAACAGGCACAGCGCCGCUGAAGAGGGCCAAGGAAGAGGCGAAGAACACGCCUGAAUCGACAACAACGAACAAACCCACCACCGAGCCAAUCAAGAAGGGAUCAAUCUUAAACUUCUUCAAACCCGUCCCUCCAUCAUCUACAGUUACUUCCAGCCCAAAGAGCGACGAACCACAACCCGAAUCAACACCCCCAUCUUCACCACCGCAACCACCAAGGAUAGAACCCCGAAAGAAACCACGCUUACUUCGCUUCCGCGGCACAUCAACGCCAUUACUAGACGAUGAUAACACAGGCGAUGAUACACUAGGCGAGGAUACAGAAGCUGAAGACCCCAGCGCAAAGACCUCUCGGCCAGCUGCUCGAGAGAGCUCUUUACAGCGCGAAUCGAGCACAAGCGAUAUAAAACUAGUGAAGAGGGGAAAGCCAAAAACACCAGCUGUACAGACAACACUGAAUAUAUCGUCACAAGCAGCGUUUUCAGAGUGUAAGGUGUGUAACACUGUAUGGAAUCCGUUGUAUCCGGAUGAUGUGAAGUUCCAUACGAAGCAGCAUGCGGCGGUGUUAAGGGCGAAGAAGAAAGAGAAGGAGAAUGAAUUAUAGAACUUGAUACCCUCAUGAAUAAUGAAUUACAUUAAAUAUUGAAUCUUGGUGUGUUAGUGUGACUGGAUGCAAGGUGAUGUUGAACAUAGUGGUGAGUUGGUUCACGGCUCAUUGGAGAUGGCAGAUCCCUGCUACGGACGGGUAGGGCUGAACCAAUCUGUACCGUAGAUCACCGUUACUUUAAGGAAACGGCAGAAUACUUGGAACUUUAAUCAUUAGUGAUAAAAAUAAUUAGGUGAGUUGAGG